Messenger RNA from Bufo gargarizans (Asiatic toad), 1157 nucleotides. RefSeq names its product transmembrane protein 222 (gene TMEM222). Bases 33 to 584 code for a protein of 183 amino acids. Lineage: Eukaryota; Metazoa; Chordata; Amphibia; Anura; Bufonidae. The transcript is spliced from 6 exons. The record is from RefSeq and is a predicted model, not a curated record.
GCACAUGAAGCCGCAGUGGGUGACAGGCAGUGAUGGCGGAAGUGGAUGUGUUGCUGCCCGUGAUGGCGGAAGUGCUGGAAGAAAAAAUGAAGCCGGACCCCGAGAGAAGUCGUUUCCCCCAUUGUGUUGUGUGGACCCCAAUUCCAGUCCUGACGUGGCUUUUCCCAUUCAUUGGUCAUAUGGGAAUUUGUACAUCAUCUGGUGUGAUUCGAGACUUUGCAGGUCCCUAUUUUGUUUCAGAGGAUUGCAUGGCUUUUGGGAAGCCAGUAAAAUAUUGGCAGUUGGAUCCGAAUCUUGUGUAUGCCGGUGGGCCUAAUCCAUGGGACACAGCCGUCCAUGAAGCUUCUGAGGAAUAUAAACAUCGUAUGCACAACCUAUGCUGUGAUAACUGCCAUUCUCAUGUGGCUAUGGCGAUGAACCUAAUGAAAUACAAUAACACAUCCUGGAAUAUGGUGAAACUCUGUCUUUACAGCCUAAUCUACGGCAGAUAUGUCAGUGUUGGAGGCUUUCUGAAGACUUGGGUUCCAUUCCUCUUACUGGUAGGGGUGAUUCUCACGGUCAUUCUUACCUUACACCUGUGGUGACAUUUUCUCUGAGGACUGCCAAAUCAUUGUCUACCAUUCAGACCCUGCCUGGAAUAAAGCGUGAGAUGGAACAGAAGACAUACGCUCGCUUUCCUUGAGGCAUGCAUGGCAUUUAAUCUUGUUUCCUUCAACCAACUGGAAAUUGACAGGAGCGCUUGUCUUAUCGUUCAGACAGGCCAGUGCCCUUACUAACUAGGACCCAGACUCUUAUUUAAAGUAGCCAAACUAGUAGUUGGUGUCAAGAGCUCGCUCACAAGCACAGUACGGUGUACACAGUACGAUUGUAAAUAAGAUGUGGAAUUCACCUCCAUGCCAUUUUUCUAUGUUUUGCAGACACUUGUGGUUUAUGUAUGUGUGUGUAUUUCCAUGUGUGGAUAAAAUAAAUGUGUCUCGUUCACUUAACUUCGCCAGCAUCCAGUCUGCUGUGCUCUUGAGGGAAGACUUUCACAACUGAUUAUAUUUAGAGAUGUUACCAGGGACCAUAAGGCAAUUCUAUGAUGAAAUGCUUAACGGAAUGCCUUUAGAGGCAUUCCGUUAUUCAUUCCGUCAUAAUAGAAGUCUAUGGGCUGCAAA